This is a messenger RNA of Paramisgurnus dabryanus, 3473 nucleotides long. RefSeq lists its product as uncharacterized. The record is from RefSeq and is a predicted model, not a curated record. Gene Ontology annotation, molecular function: nucleic acid binding. NCBI's taxonomy places the organism in Eukaryota, Metazoa, Chordata, Actinopteri, Cypriniformes, Cobitidae. Gene Ontology annotation, biological process: DNA integration.
GUGAAGAACAUGCCACUGCUUCAGGCACCUAAGGAGGCUGUGCUAGCUAAUCUCCGCAGUACAGAGAAGCGUCUGCUGCGAGACCCUCAAAGAGCAGCAGCAUACUGUGCAGAGAUUGGAAAGCUGGAAAAUGCGGGCUAUGCUGUUAAAGUGUCAGGAGAAGAGCUGAGCAAAGCAGCUGAGUCCUGGUUCAUCCCACAUCACAUGGUGAGCCACAACGAAAAGAACAGAAUUGUGUUCAACUGUUCCUACACGUAUAAAGAUAAAAACCUCAACAAUCUGCUAUUGCCUGGGCCCACCUUAAGUUCCAGUUUACUGGGUGUACUGCUGCGCUUCAGAGAGCAUGCUAUUGCUAUCAGCAGUGAUAUCAAGGGCAUGUUCCACCAGGUGAGGCUGCUCCCGGAAGACAAGCCCUUGCUGCGCUUCCUGUGGCGAGACCUGAAUACAGAGGAACCACCUAACAUCUAUACAUGGCAAGUUCUUCCAUUUGGCACCACAUGUAGCCCCUGUUGUGCAACGUUUGCGCUGCAGAAACAUGUGUUAGACCACAGCCAGCCAGGUGAGGAUGUUCGAGUGUCGAUAGAACGAUCCUUUUAUGUGGAUAAUUGUCUGCAAAGCCUCACAUCUGUUGAAGAAGCCCAUCACCUGGUCGAUAAACUGACUUCACUGUUGGCUACAGGUGGAUUUGAGUUACGCCAGUGGGCCAGUAACAACCCGGAAGUCAUCAGUCAUCUGCCCAAAGAAGCAAGAUCUGAGAGCAGUGAGUUGUGGCUCAAUGAGUCAGGCACUGACCCACAGGAGCUCGCCCUUGGACUCCGCUGGUUAUGCAUUCAGACACCUUAAGGUAUAAAUACCGUAUGCUGGACAAAACUACACCCACCAUGCGAAAUAUAUACCGAGUUCUGUCACGCCUUUAUGAUCCCUUGGGAUUUAUAGUCCCCUUUACCACGCGGGCCAAAGUUCUGGUGCAGCACUUGUGGGAUAAACAGAGAGACUGGGAUGACCCGUCACUACCUGAGGAUGUGCUGCAGUCAUGGCUGACGUGGGAAGAAGAAUUGGAGCAUCUCUCCCAGAUAAUACUGCCUCGCUGCUAUGUGAGCCUUGAGAUGGACAGUUCAAACCACCAGAGAGACCUACACAUCUUUGCUGAUGCGUCAGAGAAGGCAUAUGGCUCAGUGGCAUAUUUGCGGACGGAGAGUUCACACGGCAGUGCAGAGGUCUCUUUUGUUGCUGCCAGGUCUAGGGUGGCCCCGAAGAAGCAGCAAUCAAUACCCAGACUGGAGUUGUGUGCUGCUCUGACAGCUGCACAGCUAGCUGCCCUAUUGCAAAGAGAGUUGACAGUUAAUAUCCGCAAUGUUGUCUUCUGGACAGACUCCACAACAGUACUCGCAUGGCUCCAGUCCGAUUCCUGUCGGUACAAGGUAUUUGUGGGAACACGUGUAGCCGAAAUCCAGGAGCUGACUGAUGUCCGGGCCUGGAGAUAUGUGGAUUCUGUUAAUAACCCAGCCGAUGACAUUACGCGGGGAAAAUCACUGCUGGAACUGGCCAGUAAGACCAGAUGGAGUCAGGGCCCUGCCUUCUUACAACAGUCACCUAAAGUCUGGCCUACACAGCCAGCCACAGAGGUAACAGAGGAUCCUGUUGAGCUGCGAAAACCCACUAUUUGCUAUCUCACUACAGGCAUACAGACUUCUCUGCUACCAAAUGCUGAUCAAUUUUCCUCUUUUAGAGCGCUGAUAGAAGCGGUUGCACAAUCGAGCACUGUGUCAUCAGGGAGCCCAGUCAGUCUUUCUGCCGAUGAUUACCAAGAAGCAGAGAGAGAAGUAUUGAGACGAGCUCAGCAGGACAGCUUUCCUGAAGAGUUUAGUCUCUUGAGUACCAGUAAGCCAGUAGCUGCCAACAGUAGGCUGAUCUCUCUUGCUCCAGAGUACGACAAGACUCUUAGACUCAUACGGGUUGGAGGAAGGCUUCGCCGCAGUGAACAGCUAGAGCUAGAUUCUAUUCACCCAGUGGUCCUGGACCAUCGGCAUAAAGUGACCCAGCUCAUCAUCCAGGACAUGGACAAAAGCCUCCGCCAUCCAGGAUCAGAGCGCCUUUUCGCAGAGCUGCGGCGCAAAUACUGGAUUCUGCAUGGACGUGAAGCUGUUAAGCGCCAUCAGCACUCCUGUCCUGACUGCCAAAGAUGGAGAGCCUCUCCUGUAGUACCCAAGAUGGCAGACCUCCCACAGUCAAGACUACAGCUGCUGAAGCCCCCAUUCUUCUCUACGGGCAUGGACUGCUUCGGACCUUUCACAGUGAGGGUUGGUCGUCGCCAUGAGAAGAGAUGGGGCAUACUAUUUAAAUGUCUGACGACGCGCGCUGUGCAUGUGGAUGUUCUGUCCAGCAUGGACUCUGAUUCCUUUUUGAUGGCUCUCCGCCGUUUCAUUGCACGAAGGGGUAAGCCAGCAGAGCUCCGGUCCGACCAGGGCACUAAUUUUAAGGGAGGUGAAAGAGAACUCCAAGAGGCCUUCAGGUCAUUACACCCCACAAUCCAGACUCAUCUGGCUAAACACCAGAUUAGGUUUCAGUUUAACCCCCCAAGCGCACCACACUUUGGAGGCGUCUGGGAGAGAGAAGUGAGGUCUGUGAAAGCUGCACUGUAUGCCACCAUCCAAUCACAGACGGUACCUGAAGAGGUCCUGCGGACGGUACUUAUUGAAGUGGAAGGGAUUUUAAAUUCUAAACCACUGGGUUAUGUGUCAACAGAUGUGGCUGAUGUUGACCCAGUUACCCCCAACUUGCUCCUCAUGGGGCGGCUCGACCCCUCUUUACCACAGGCUGUGUAUGCUGAGUCUGAGCUCCUGAGUCGCCAUCGCUGGAGACAUUCUCAGGUGUUAGCCGACCAGUUUUGGUCCCACUUUAUACGACACUACCUCCCGACUCUUCAGACUCGCUCCAAGUGGCACAAGGACCCUGCACAGCUGCAAACUGGAACCAUAGUCAUGGUGGUGGACCCACAGCUGCCAAGAGCACAGUGGCCUUUAGGUCAUGUCACGGAGGUCAUUACAGGAACUGAUGGAAGAGUCAGGACUGCAGUAGUUAAAGUCAAGGACAAACUCUACACAAGGCCUGUUGCUCGCCUGGUAGCUCUGCCUGCCAUACCAGACAGUGAUACGAUCAGUCCUUCUUAGAGUAGCAAAUAUAGUGUAACAUAUUUGGGGGCGGCUGUGACGAAGGACGACCCCUUUCAGGCAGAUAGACCUGUCUGCGUGAGAAUCAGCCAAUCAGGAGCGUCAUUGCGCUCUGCGACCAGCGGAAGCGGACAGGUUAAGUUUCAGUUUCGAAAGCUCAAAAGAGAGCGCUGACGUUGGAAUACUGUGCAGUUAAUAAAUAAUAUAAGAGAGUGUUGCUGUUCUUAAGAGUUUUAGUAAUGUGUGCGUGCAACUACCAAACCACACACAAAUACUUUCUUUAAUAAAACAUCCUAAAGAGAA